GCGCUCUCUUGUUUGCUCCUCUCGUCGCUUCACCAAACAUUCUUAUUGCGCGCGACCUUGCCUCUAAAAAUAACAUCUUUCAGCUGCAGAAACUUCUCUCUCAGCUGCUCUCCCAAAAAGGCGCACUUCUCUUUUCGCCUUUGGUGCUCGCUCGCGGUCGCGCCACAUGUGCAGCCCUCGGGCCAGAAACUCUGCAGCAACUCUGACGCGGCCGCCCACCUUCCAGGUCUUCUAAGUUUUGAGAAGUGAAUCGCUUGACUUGAUGAACCCUUCGGCGGACGAGGGCGUUGCGCACAUCAGGGUCACGGUCGAGCGACCUGUGCUUUCGCAGGAGAUCUUCCACGACGUCUCCGAGUACGAAAAGCCCAACAAAGAUGGCCUGCUCAAGAGGGCGCGGCGGGGGUGCAGGGUGGACUGGGCGUCGGUGGCGCGCCGGACGGUGCCGCUGGCCGAGUGGCUGCCCAGGUACGAGUGGACGCACGACCUGCCCUGCGACCUGAUCGCCGGCUUCACCGUCGCCGUCAUGCAGGUGCCGCAAGGUUUGGGCUACGCGUUGCUGGCGAACGUCCCGGCCAUUGUUGGCAUUUACAUGGCCGUCUUCCCUGUCAUCCCUUACAUUCUCUUUGGCACCUCCAGACACACUUCAAUGGGAACAUUUGCUGUGAUUUCGUUGCUUGUGGGUCGUGCCGUGACGCAGUUUGCCAACAACCCUGAGUUCGUGCACCCUGGCGGUGUCUUUGCCAACGGCACCGAGGUGAUGGUCGAGUACUCGGUGAUGGAGGUCGCCACCCACAUCACCCUGCUCGUCGGCCUCUGGCAGAUUUUAAUGUUCUUCCUGCGGUUGGGCAGCAUUUGCGCGCUGCUGUCCGACGUGCUGGUCAACAGCUUCACGUGUGGCGCGGGGGUGCACAUUUUCACCUCGCAACUCAAAGCCAUCCUCGGCGUCACCACCCAACGCUACAGCGGACCCUUCCAACUUGUCAAGACGUAUAUAGAGAUGGUGAGCAAGUUGGUGAGCAGCGACGAGGACGCGCAAAUAACAAUUGUGGCCGCCGUGGUGAUUUCCGCUGUUUGCAUUGCGGUAUCGCUCUUCAGCGUCUACAUCAUCAAGCCGCGGCUGGCAAAGGUGACGCGGGUGCCAUUUCCGUGCGAACUGAUCUUGGUGGUGGCGGGGGUGUUGCUGUCCAACCACUUUGACCUGCAGGGUCGCUUCGGCCUCCCUUCCAUCGGAACCAUUCCUAAAGGGUUGCCGGAGCCGGUGUUGCCUCAGGUGGGGCUGUCGGCCGAGCUGAUGGCCGACAGUUUCAUCGCGGCCAUCGUCUCGUACGCCACCCUCAUGUCGAUGGCGCUGAUUUUGGCGCGCGGCGAGGACUACCAGGUCGACGCCAACCAGGAGCUCCUCGCCAUGGGCCUGGGCAACCUGGUCGGCUCGUGCUUUUCGUGCAUCGCGUUCGCGGCCUCGCUGAGCCGCAGCAUCGUGGCCAAGAGCGUCGGCGGCAAAACCCAACUGACCGCCCUCGUCUCCCUCCUCCUCAUCGUCCUCACCCUCCUCUGGGUCGCUGACUUCUUCGAACCCCUCCCAAGGGCCGUCCUGGCGAGCAUAAUCGUGGUGGCGCUGCGGUCGGUCCUUCUGCAAAUCCUGGACCUUCCAGCCUUCUGGCGCCUCUCGAAGGCCGACGGCCUCCUCUGGGUCACCGUUUUUCUCUCGGUGGUGCUCAUCGACAUCGACUACGGCCUGCUCGUCGGCUUCCUCCUCUCCGCCGCCAGAGUUUUCAUGCAGGGGUUGAAGGCGUACACGUGCCUGCUGGGAAAAGUUCCUAACACGGAUCUCUACCUCGACAUCAAAAGAUACAAAGCUGCGUUUGAAAUCCCUGGAUUCAAAAUCGUGCACUACUGCGGCCCGUUGAAUUUCGCGACCCGGCAAAGACUGCACCAGACCAUUGUUGACCUUUCGGGGAUCGACCCGCAAGAGGAGCAACGCAGACGAAUCAAAAACAAAAAUUCCGAGGAGACGAGUUCGAAUGGAAAAGUGAACCUGGGAUUCGAAGGUGGCCAACUGGAAGGCCCUUCUCCCCUCAACAAGGUGGAGGUGGUGAUUUUGGACGUAAGUGGGGUGAGCAGUUUGGACCCGUCGUCGGCCAACCAGCUGCUGAGCAUCAGGGACGAAUUCAAGGACAUCGGCGUCCACUUUCUCGUCGCCGGGUGCUCGGGUCCCAUUUUCGAGCAGCUCCGCAAGUGCGGAUUGCUGGCGGGCGAAAAUGCGCUGCUGAUUUACCCGUCGGUGCACGACGCCGUCCGAAUUUAUCUCCAAGACAUUUAAAAAAGUCAAUUAUUGAAAACGGUGGCUGUUUUACAAAGGUAGAAAUCUUUGCAUUUACCAAAAAUGUUCGUUUAGAGACUACUUAAAACUGUAGCUGCUAUUUUUGUUAAAUAAAAAUAUAACUUUUCAAAAGAAAAUUGUGAUUUCCUGGGUUGACUGAACUAGCUCCUCAUAUUUUGGGGUGGCAUUGGAAAUGUCUGUGAAUGUCGACACAAAAUUGGACAAAAUUUAUAUGAUUUUUUUGUGAA
Messenger RNA from Neocloeon triangulifer, 2568 nucleotides. RefSeq names its product solute carrier family 26 member 6-like. The transcript is spliced from 17 exons. Gene Ontology annotation, cellular component: membrane. NCBI's taxonomy places the organism in Eukaryota, Metazoa, Arthropoda, Insecta, Ephemeroptera, Baetidae. Gene Ontology annotation, molecular function: chloride transmembrane transporter activity; bicarbonate transmembrane transporter activity; sulfate transmembrane transporter activity. The coding region runs from base 263 to 2320 and encodes 685 amino acids. Gene Ontology annotation, biological process: transmembrane transport. The record is from RefSeq and is a predicted model, not a curated record.